ACCAGAGGGUGGCGCUAUGGAGCACUGUGUGACAUUAUAGGUGGCAUUAGAAGAACAAGGUAUUUUGUUUUGGCUGCUGCUGUGAUGUUUUUUUUCUUCAACCUAUUACCGAACAUUCACUAGUCGAUUCUUUAUUAGACCAUGUAGCUUUUAAAUGUAAUUUUACGAAAAACAAAGAAGUUGUUUUCAAACACAACUCUCCCUGUGAAGUAUUCUGUCACUUCGCCGUCUCUGCGGUGCUGAGGAUCGUCCAGGACAUUACAUCAUAGGUUAAGAGAUUAGUGUUUACCAGCCAGAACUAAACUUAAACAUCCUAAAACAUUCCACGCUUACGUGUAUUAGUCAGGACCAGUUCACACAUUGUGCUAUAAUGGGGACGAGCAGGACGUACCUCAGCAUAGGGUAUGCUACGUUUGGUACGCUGGUGGGAAUUUCGGCCUUUUUCGUCUGGAACAUCGCGUAUAAACAACCAUGGACGGCGGCGAUGGGAGGCUUGUCAGGAGUCCUGGCCCUGUGGUCUCUUGUGACACACAUCAUGUAUCUCCAAGACUACUGGCGCACCUGGCUCAAGGGGCUCAAGUUCUUCAUCUUCGUCGGUGUUGUCUUCUGCCUGUUGGCCAUCGUGGCAUUCAUCACUUUCCUGACCGUCGCCAUCACGCAGAAGCAAACUCCAACUGACCCACAAAGCCUGUACCUGUCCUGCAUCUGGAGCUUCAUGACCCUCAAAUGGGCCUUCCUGUUGGCCAUGUACUCACACCGAUACCGCCAGGAGUUUGCAGACAUCAGCAUCCUCAGCGACUUCUAGUCCACCAACCUCGUCGGACUCACUGGAGAAUGCUUUUGAUGGAGAUUUGAACCGCAUGAGCUGUUCAAUGAGCUUCUGUUUCAAGGCGAGGAAAUGCGUGUAGUGCUGGAUUUAAAAAUAAGUCAUGAGACUCUCUUCCACAUGCAUUUGUCCUACGUGCUUCAUACACACAAACAGUGGUUUUACAACCUGUUCUCCCACUUGACGUGUGUGUGUGUGUGUGUGUGUGUGUGUGUGUGUGUGUGUGUGUGUGUGUGUGUGUGUGUGUGUGUGUGUGUGUGUGUGUGUGUGUGUGUGUGUGUGUGUGUGUGUGUGUGUGUGUGUAUUUCUUUUUUUUGAAUGCCAGGCUCAUUCUUUUAAAGGACUACAUACCUAUCGGAAGAGUAAUUUUAACUGCAACUACCAAUGGUGUAUAAUGUAUUUUGUUGUACCACAACACCGAGUGCUAGAACGGAAACUACUCAAGCUUCAUUUUAUCAGACACUUUAUACGUUAAUGCUGCCCCCAUUGCUUUGUCUGACGUCCCCAGCGUAACGUCUGGAAGUAACAAUAUUUCUCCCUUAACCAAGGUCACUUUGGAUAAAAAAAGAUAUUUCCUGGUGAAGUCUACCGUCAUACUCACCUUUUUUUAAAUAGCUUUUCUGAUGACAGUGAACAUCUAUGUAGUAUGUAAGCCUGUCUGUCCAUAGCCAUAAAGAUUUUGAGCCGAACAAAGACAGAAAUGUUAUUAUACUCGGGUAGUCAUUUAAGAUGAGGAGUCAUUGUUGGAAAACAAAGUUUGUUAUUUAUCUUUUGGUUGUAGUGCGGUCUGAGGCAUUACAUUCUUGGCUUCAUGAAGCAGAUCCUAUCAAUAUAAGUAACACUUGACAUAGUCAUGUGUUAAAAGCUACCUUUUUUUUUUAAAGCGGCUGCAUAGAAUGCCAAUUUUCAAAGAACAGGGCCUGGGUCGUUAUACAGAUCAUUUCAGUUUUAUGCCACUAGGUGGAGACUUCUCUUUGCUUGCUGAGUUAAUUUGACGACUUUAACAUUCCCCUUCGGAGAAAACAUGGAAUUUAUUAGACAAAUAAUUGCACUUUAGAUUUUGAAUGAUAUUUCUGCUUGUCUACUUUGGCAUUCGUCUACAGACCCAAAUGUGUCAUUACCACUACACACUCUCAUCAUGUAUUGCUUGCCUCUAGCUCAAUACAAUAUUGGCAUUUCAUUGUUUGGAUUUAUUAUGUUUGUGUUUGUCAAAUUGAACAUGUAUUUGUAAGUUAUUGUUUAUAACCCAGGACUUUUAUUAUGUUUUUUCCUAAGCAUAUAAGCCCAUUACUGUUAUUUUUAAAGAAUUUUAAGGAAGUUGGUAUGAGAUUAAAAAUCCCUUAAACAUAAA
This is a messenger RNA of Gadus macrocephalus (Pacific cod), 2177 nucleotides long. RefSeq names its product solute carrier family 48 member 1a (gene slc48a1a). The record is from RefSeq and is a predicted model, not a curated record. Gene Ontology annotation, molecular function: heme transmembrane transporter activity; heme binding. NCBI's taxonomy places the organism in Eukaryota, Metazoa, Chordata, Actinopteri, Gadiformes, Gadidae. Gene Ontology annotation, cellular component: plasma membrane; lysosomal membrane. The transcript has 3 exons. Bases 371 to 805 code for a protein of 144 amino acids. Gene Ontology annotation, biological process: heme transport.